Molossus molossus (Pallas's mastiff bat) is the source of this 1279-nucleotide messenger RNA. RefSeq names its product spindlin interactor and repressor of chromatin binding (gene SPINDOC). The record is from RefSeq and is a predicted model, not a curated record. NCBI's taxonomy places the organism in Eukaryota, Metazoa, Chordata, Mammalia, Chiroptera, Molossidae. Gene Ontology annotation, biological process: negative regulation of DNA-templated transcription.
UCGACAUCUCCGGCUGCACCAUGGCCCUGAAGGCCGAAGGCGCCGCACUUGACUGCUUCGAGGUGACGCUCAAAUGCGAGGAAGGGGAGGACGAGGAGGAGGCCGUGGUGGUGGCCGUGAUUCCGCGGCCGGAGCCGAUGCUCAGAGUGACCCAACAGGAGAAGACCCCACUGCCCAGGCCCAGCCUGCUGGAGGCAGGCUGCAAUAGCUGUGAAGAGCCCAAGCAGCAGGUGUCUUGGGAGCAGGAGUUCCUGGUGGGGAACAGCCCGGGAGGCAGCGGGCGGGCGCUGUGCAUGGUGUGUGGGGCUGAGAUCCAGUUCCCUUCGGCGGACACAGCGCGCGCGCACAUCCUGGAUCAGCAUCCUCACACCCUGGACCUGAGCCCUUCUGAGAAGAGCAACAUCCUGGAGGCCUGGAGUGAAGGGGUGGCCCUUUUGCAAGAUGUCAGAGCUGAGCAGCCUUCCCCACCCAACUCAGACUCUGCCCAGGAUGUUAGUGCGGACCCUGACUCUGCUCCAGACCCUGCCAGAAUGCCAGCAGAGAUUGUCGUUCUCCUUGACUCUGAGGACAGCACAUCCCUUCCUAGAAGGACCCGGCCCAGGGGACUCCGCCCCCUUGAACUUCCUGCUGCCCCUGCCACAGAGCCAGUAAAUAAGAAGCCCCGUGGUCAGAGAUGGAAGGAGCCCCCUGAGGAAGAGCCCGUCAGAAAGAAGAGAGGCAGAUCCAUGACCAAAAACCUCGAGCUGGACCCAGACUCUGACUCAGACCCCCCGUCGUCACCUGACUCAGCCACAGAGACUUUCACAGCUCCCACUGAAGUCCGACACUUCACUGAUGGUAGCUUCCCUCCCGGCUUCGUCCUCCAGCUCUUUUCCCACACCCAGCCAAGGACCUCAGACAGCAAGGAUGCACCCAAAGAGGGGAGAGCAGCCGAAGGAAGCCUUCCCCAGCCAGAAAGCCCCUCUCCAGCUCCCCCUCCGGGGCUUCGCGGAACACUGGAUCUUCAGGUUAUCCGAGUGAUGGAGGAGCCCCCGGCAGUCAGCCUACUGCAAGACUGGUCCAAGCAUCCCCAGGGCACCAGGGGUGUGGGAGCAGGUGACACCCCAGAUCAGUCCAUGCUUUUGUCGGAAUGCACCACUGGGGGGUGGCAAGAGGCAGGGAGUGGUGUGUAGGUUCUUGCUUUCCCCGGGGAGGGGGUGGAGGAGGCAUUGUCCCCUUUUGGCUUCUCGAAGCUACCCACUCUGCCACCUGAUGAAGAGUGCCAAGGCAGGAUGGAGGA